Messenger RNA from Tetrapisispora phaffii CBS 4417, 834 nucleotides. RefSeq names its product proteasome core particle subunit alpha 7 (gene PRE10). The coding region runs from base 1 to 834 and encodes 277 amino acids. The record is from RefSeq and is a predicted model, not a curated record. Gene Ontology annotation, cellular component: proteasome core complex; nucleus; proteasome core complex, alpha-subunit complex. Gene Ontology annotation, biological process: ubiquitin-dependent protein catabolic process. Lineage: Eukaryota; Fungi; Ascomycota; Saccharomycetes; Saccharomycetales; Saccharomycetaceae. The transcript has a single exon.
AUGACAUCGAUUGGUACUGGUUACGAUUUAUCUAAUAGUGUUUUCUCUCCAGAUGGUAGAAUUUUCCAAGUCGAGUAUGCUAAUAAGGCAGUAGAGAAUGGCGCCACUUCAAUUGGUAUUAAAUGUACAGAUGGUGUUGUGUUUGCAGUAGAGAAGAUCAUCUCAUCCAAAUUAUUAGUUCCAAAGAAAAAUGUUAAGAUUCAAGUGAUUGAUAGGCAUAUUGGUUGCGUUUACUCUGGAUUAAUACCUGAUGGUAGACAUCUUGUUAAUAGGGGUCGUGAAGAAUCUGCUAACUUUAAAAAAGUGUAUGGUCAACCAAUCGGUAUCCCUGCCUUUGCAGACAGAAUUGGUCAAUAUAUUCAAGCCUAUACUCUUUAUAAUAGUGUAAGACCAUUUGGUGUUUCUGCUAUCUUUGGUGGUAUCGAUUCUGAAGGUCCUCAUUUAUAUAUGGUCGAACCUAAUGGUGCAUUCUGGGGUUACAAAGGUGCCGCCACAGGUAAGGGUAGACAAUCUGCAAAAGCAGAGUUAGAAAAACUAUUUAAUGAACAUCCAGAAGGUUUAACCACUAGACAAGCUUUGAAAGAAGCCGCUAGAAUUAUUUACGUUGCACAUGAAGAUAACAAAGAAAAAGGUUUCGAACUGGAGUUAAGUUGGUGUUCAGAGACUGAAACAAAUAGUUUACACAAGUUUGUUACAGGUGACUUACUAGAAGAGGCAAAUGAACAUGCUAAAAGGGAAAUGAAUGAAGGUGAUGACAGUGAUGACGAGGAUGUGUCUAGCGAUGAAGACAAUAACGCCGAACAAGAUCGUGAUGGCGAUAUCCAAUUGGAAUAA